AUGGCAUCAGGACUCAUCUUCAAUCCAAUUCACCUCCUCCACGCGGCGCCCCUCGCAACCAGCACUGCGACACUCGCGCACGCCCUGCUGGAGCUCAUCACCAACUCCGCUUUCCUCCAACCCCGGAUCCGCCAGCAAUCCGAAACAAUCCUGCCCACCUGGUACAAUAAAGUGUUCGGACGCGCGGUGUGGACCGUCAUCACGCUGAACUUGAGCACGAUCUCCGCAGCUGCUGCAACGCUUCUGCUGAAUCAACGGCGACAGGAAUUACAGGCGCCUAUAUUCUACUGGGCGGGGAUGGCCGGUGCGAUUGGACACCUGAUGUUCGUGCCAUUUGUUGCGGGCCCAGUGCAGCGCAUUGUUGAGACGACGGGGAGAACGAGUCGACGCAUGAGAUGGAACAGUGGUUGA
This is a messenger RNA of Penicillium maclennaniae, 411 nucleotides long. Its product is annotated as putative integral membrane protein. NCBI's taxonomy places the organism in Eukaryota, Fungi, Ascomycota, Eurotiomycetes, Eurotiales, Aspergillaceae. Bases 1 to 411 code for a protein of 136 amino acids. The record is from RefSeq and is a predicted model, not a curated record. The transcript has a single exon.